Molecule: messenger RNA, 888 nt
Organism: Emiliania huxleyi CCMP1516
Lineage: Eukaryota; Haptophyta; Isochrysidales; Noelaerhabdaceae
Exons: 4
Coding region: 1-888 (295 amino acids)
Source: RefSeq, a predicted model, not a curated record
AUGGGACACGAAAGCGACAUACUCGGGGAGGACAAUCACACGAAGUCGACCGGCGAGGCGCAGAAAUUGAAUCCCACGAUCAACAAGCAAAAGAACAAGCAAGCGACGAACGGCUUCUUGCCCUCGGCCCCAUCCCCACACUCGCUGUCGUGGGAUCGCGCGCGCGCGCUUUCUCUUUACAGGCGCCACCUUGGCCGAGGCUGGCCGCUGGCGUGCCUCGCCGGGGCGGCGCUGCGCAGAUCGCAGCGACUGGCCGUGCUCCAGCGCUACCGCCGCGUCGUCUUGCUGAACUUGCGGAGGCACGACGACGCCACGCCUCUGGUUUCGGGCGCAGUGGCUCGCCGCGACAGCAUCAUGCAGCCGUCUGGAGCAAUCAUCCACGCCGCGAGACGUUUCCUCGCCUCUCACGGCUUGGCCUUUGGCACCUUCGACGCCGUGCAGCUCCGCUCAAACCACGUGGCGCACGAGCUGUAUGCUGUCUCCUCUGCGGGCUGCCCCAAGCGGCUCGCGUCCUGCCUCGAACAGCUGACGGCCGUCGCCUCGCGGAGCACGGUGAUUGCGUCCGACAUCGCGACUUUGGUCCACUCCCACCAGGACGGGGAGACGCACCGGCGGCACGCCUACAUGCGUCACUGCCUCCUGCCGGCGGCACCGAUGGUGCUGCGCUGGUAUCGGGCGAGCGGGAUCGCAUUCAACGCUUCCGACCUGCUGCUCGGCGCGGGCGGCGCUGAUGCGGGCGCCCUGGGCAUGGUCGACUUGGUCCUCGCCAGCGAGGCGCGCGCUCUCACCGCAGUGGAUGCGCCCAAAAAGCCGCAUCGUCUCGAUGGCGGCGAGCCGUACCUCCCUGGUGCGGUGUGGACCACGUACUGCUUUGUAGUGCUAGAGUGA